Messenger RNA from Rhagoletis pomonella (apple maggot), 341 nucleotides. Its product is annotated as E3 ubiquitin-protein ligase RNF34-like. NCBI's taxonomy places the organism in Eukaryota, Metazoa, Arthropoda, Insecta, Diptera, Tephritidae. Bases 64 to 273 code for a protein of 69 amino acids. The transcript has 2 exons. The record is from RefSeq and is a predicted model, not a curated record.
CCACAACAUCUGGUAAACGCCAAACAGCAAUCAUUAAUCACUUAUAAAUCUACAAACAACCACAUGCCAGGCAACAUGCUGACGGACAACAACAGCCGCAGUUGCAACGGUACUUUCGCCUCCUCCGCGCUACCCAUGUCAAGCAUUUCCGCUACCGCUAUGCAAAAUAUUCUCAAGGAGGACGACACUGAUCAAGAAGACGGCGAGGAUGAAGACGAUGACGAAGAUGAAGAUGAGAAUGAAAUAGAAGAUGAUGCCACGGUAAGCUAUUGAAACAACAAUCAACAGAACAAUAUUUGUAUGCAUGAAUAUCGAACAGUGAAUUUAAGACGUCCAAUGCU